UUAGCCGGCCAAAGUCGUUCGGCCGGCAUUUACUAGUAGGAUAUGAGAGGACCAAACUAAACGACUUUAGUACUUUAAAAGACAAAAUUUCAUUCGGAGACAAGCUCCUUAAGUUGAGCACGUCUUCUCCUAAUUAACAUUGUGCCAGUUAUGGGAACCUCCAUCAGUUGCUGUGGCUCAGAUAGGGUCGAAGAACUGCCAACAUCAUUUGGCGUAAUUAACAAUUCAUGGAGAAUAUUUACAUACAAGGAGUUGCAUGCGGCUACCAACGGAUUCAGUGAUGAUAACAAGCUUGGUGAAGGUGGUUUUGGAAGUGUCUAUUGGGGAAGAACCAAUGAUGGUCUUCAGAUAGCAGUGAAGAAACUGAAGGCAAUGAACUCUAAGGCAGAGAUGGAAUUUGCAGUAGAAGUUGAGGUUCUUGGAAGGGUUAGGCACAAAAACUUGCUAGGUCUUAGGGGCUAUUGUGUUGGGGAUGAUCAACGGCUCAUAGUGUAUGAUUACAUGCCAAAUCUCAGCCUGCUUUCUCAUCUCCAUGGCCAGUUUGCUGUUGAUGUGCAACUAAAUUGGCAAAGGAGAAUGAAGAUUGCAAUUGGCUCUGCAGAGGGCCUUCUGUACUUGCACCGUGAGGUGACACCCCACAUCAUCCAUAGGGACAUAAAAGCAAGUAAUGUGCUUCUGAAUUCAGAGUUUGAGCCUCUAGUUGCGGAUUUUGGUUUUGCAAAGCUAAUCCCAGAAGGAGUUAGCCACAUGACUACUCGUGUGAAGGGUACAUUGGGAUACUUGGCCCCUGAAUAUGCCAUGUGGGGAAAGGUCUCCGAAAGUUGUGAUGUGUAUAGCUUUGGAAUUCUUCUGUUGGAGCUGGUAACCGGUAGAAAGCCCAUAGAGAAGCUCCCUGGUGGGCUUAAGAGAACAAUAACUGAGUGGGCCGAGCCCUUAAUAAGCAUAGGAAAGUUCAGGGAUCUUGUUGAUCCAAAACUCAGAGGGAACUUUGAUGAAAAUCAAGUGAAACAAGCAAUCAAUGUGGCUGCUCUUUGUGUGCAAAGUGAGCCUGAGAAGCGACCAAAUAUGAAGCAAGUGGUUAACCUUCUCAAAGGGUAUGAAUCUGAUGAGAAAGUCACGACCAUGAGGAUAGAUAGUAUCAAAUAUAAUGAAGAACUAUUGGCACUUGAUCAACCUAGUGAUGAUGAUGAUGAUGAUGCAAGUGCUAGCUAUGGUGUCUUUAGUGCCAUUGAAGUCCAGAAGAUGAAGGAUCCAUACAAGCGCAGUGAUAACAAGAAAAUAGGCUAAAGCUUAAAGAUAUUAAUAUACAUGUAAUGAACUUAUUUGUUUUGUGAAGCCUUUUUAUCUAUUGCUAAUUUAGUCAACUUCCAAACUACAAUAUUCCCGUAAUGACUAUUCAUUUCAUCUUAUUCUUUUAAGGCUAACUCUUAUUUAGUUCUUUUACAUAAUCUUCCAUCAAAUUGGUUUCCAACAGUUUGGUAGAGAUAAGUAU
Cajanus cajan (pigeon pea) is the source of this 1492-nucleotide messenger RNA. Its product is annotated as PTI1-like tyrosine-protein kinase At3g15890. NCBI's taxonomy places the organism in Eukaryota, Viridiplantae, Streptophyta, Magnoliopsida, Fabales, Fabaceae. Gene Ontology annotation, biological process: protein phosphorylation. Gene Ontology annotation, molecular function: protein kinase activity; ATP binding. The record is from RefSeq and is a predicted model, not a curated record.